AUGUACCUCGGUGUCACCUCGAGGGCUAAUUUCGAAAAACUGAUUGUCAUCUUCGUCAGCACCCUGAAUGAGAUUGCCUAUGCGAUCUUUCAUUUGACGUUUGGGGUUCUUAGUUCCCUCUGUGCCGAGUCAUCUUUCGAAGACCUCCCAGAGCUUGGUAAUGUUCGGAACAAAGGUGGCGUAGUUGUACGCGUCCUCGAGAGCAGAUUUUUCCCAGAGUUCAUCCCGGGACCGAAAUUAUUCAUUGGUACCUCUCCUUCAGAAUGUUUCGAUCCGCAACAUCUACAAGAAUCGUCGCGAACCUUUCGCAAAUGGACCGGCGACCAUCAUUUGAUGGGUAACUAA
This is a messenger RNA of Lentinula edodes (shiitake mushroom), 345 nucleotides long. RefSeq lists its product as uncharacterized. Lineage: Eukaryota; Fungi; Basidiomycota; Agaricomycetes; Agaricales; Omphalotaceae. The record is from RefSeq and is a predicted model, not a curated record. The transcript is spliced from 3 exons. The coding region runs from base 1 to 345 and encodes 114 amino acids.